This is a messenger RNA of Auxenochlorella protothecoides, 1812 nucleotides long. Its product is annotated as Gelation factor. NCBI's taxonomy places the organism in Eukaryota, Viridiplantae, Chlorophyta, Trebouxiophyceae, Chlorellales, Chlorellaceae. The transcript is spliced from 6 exons. Gene Ontology annotation, molecular function: protein binding. The coding region runs from base 1 to 1812 and encodes 603 amino acids. The record is from RefSeq and is a predicted model, not a curated record.
AUGGCCUCGGAGCCCGAGGAGGCGUCCACCCCUGCUGGGAUACCUGGUGACUCGCAGGAAGAGGAUGGAAGCCGCACAAGCUCACCUCCCCUGCCUGUAGGAUCAGACGAUGCGGUGGGAAGCCCAGCUCAGCCGCCUGAGCGGGAGUCCACGGAGGAGGCGGGUCCUGGUGGCCCCGACUUCGUGCCUCCACUGCCUGCUGGAGAUGGACCGGGCCAGGCCCUCAUCCUGCACGGCACCGGCGCAUCCUCAGACUCUGACUCCGACGACUACAGCACCUCAUCGGAUGAGGAGCCGGACGAGUCCCAGCUCCCGCCCGGGCCGAUCGACCCCUCCCGCUGCUCGGCGACGGGCCCAGGCUUCUCCGGAGGCUCCUCCGGCAUGCCCGUGAAAAUGGUAAUAACAGCAAAAGACUCUGCUGGCCGUCGCAUCCGGGAUGGGGGUGCCUACGUCCUGGUGACACUCGACAAACCCGCACCCACAGGGUCAGUUGUUGUGGCCAGAGCAGAGGUCACCGAUCACGGGGAUGGUACCUACACCGCCCUGUACACAUGUCCUAGUAAGGGUAGCUACCAGCUGACGGUGGAGCUUAAUGGCCAGCCCCUGGGCCAGUUCCCCUUCCCCAUCUACUUCUCCGCCCCGGAUCUCCAGGCCGCUGCCAAGGCCCUGGAGGCCGCGUCUGCCGCAGCCGCGGCGGCCGGCAGCGGCGCAGCAGCGGUGAACGGCCCCGUCCCCACCGCUCCCGGCCCCGUCUCCGCCGCCCAGCUGAGCGCCGGCGCAGUCGGGUUUGGCGUCGCCCAGCCCAUCCCUGGAGCAGCUCCCCCUACCCUGGGGGCGCAGGCCGCGCUGUCAGGUGUGCCCUUCCCCGCCACAGAUCUCGAGCGCCUCAGCCGAACCGUGCUGGUGGGCGCUCCUUGUUCCCUGCCCUCCGGCGAGGCCCUGGCGGCGGCCUUCCUUCGCGCCGGCGCCGUGGCCAGCGUCCAGCUGGCGGGCCCCGGCGCCGCCUUCGCCUGGGUCGAGUUUGCCGCCGCGGCCUCGGUGCCGGCGGCGUUGGCCAUGGACGGCGCCGCAGUGCCCCCACUCGUUCCCGGCGGGGAGCCCGUCACGCUGCGCGUGGAGGCCGGCGCCGCGGCCCGCGCCGCGGCCGAGGCCCUGGUGUCGGGCCAGGCGGCACUGGACCCGGCCAAGGCCGCGGCGCUGCAGCAGGCGCAGCGCUUUGCCGCGCUCAGCGCGCAGCAGGCCGCGCUAGCCGAGAGCGUGCUGGCCGCACGCGCCAUGCGCGCGGGGGCCGCUGCCAUCAAGGAGGGAGGCAAGAAGGGCGUGGACCUCGCGGGCGUGUCCGCGAUGGGCGGUGUCUGCUUUUUCAACCUGGCCGUGGAGACCCCUGAGGGCGACCUGGACCUCCUCCAGGCUGUGAUCGACGGAUCCAACACCGAGGUGGAUGAGAGCGCUGAGGAGCGCAAGGGAGGAGCCGGGGACAUCGGCAAGAUCUUUCUCUCUGCUGGCGACAAGCAGCUGGCCAUCAUCGCCCAUGUGCCCAAGGAGCUGCAGACCACCAAGAACAUCACCAUCGACGAGUGGGUGGCGGCUGUGACCAAGCCCCUGGGCGAUGUCACCGUGGUGAGCAAGACCGAUGAGCUGAUCAAGAUCACCGUCGCCGGCAACGCCGAGAAGGGCCUGUUCCCCCUGAAGAUGCGUGACGAGGCCAUCUCCGCUGGCUUCGCCUUCCUCAAGGAGAAGGGCCUGAUCCCCAUCGCCGACUCCUCCGACGAUGAGGUCAACUACGCCGAGGCCGCCGGCGUCGAGUGGUGA